GCCGUGAGCAGGCUCCGCGCCGCGUGCGAGGGGCUGCGGCGCGUGCUCUCGGCGAACAGAGACGCGUCUUUCUCCCUCGAGUGUUUGGUCGGCGAGACGGACGUGUCGGGCUGCCUCACGCGCGCGCAGCUCGAGGAGAUGGCGGCGAGAUCUAGCCGAGAUCUAGCCGAGGCGUAG
Molecule: messenger RNA, 177 nt
Organism: Emiliania huxleyi CCMP1516
Lineage: Eukaryota; Haptophyta; Isochrysidales; Noelaerhabdaceae
Exons: 1
Biological process (GO): protein folding
Cellular component (GO): cytosol; nucleus
Molecular function (GO): ATP binding; ATP-dependent protein folding chaperone
Source: RefSeq, a predicted model, not a curated record